AUGGAAGCAAGAAGGAGAAUGGUUGUCUGCUGGAAAGAAAAUUUAGUUCUUGUGGUAAUGAAAUAUGUAAGAGACAUCAGCCUUAAGCUAGGUGAUUAUACUGUUUAUACAACCAGUGAUUACAAAGCAGAAGUAAUUGAGACUAAUAGAAGACAUGAAGUAAUUCUAAAUGAACAAAGGUGCUCUUGUCGUCUGUGGCAGGUGUCGGGCAUUUCUUGUGUGCAUGCUAUAGCUUUUAUUGGUACUAUGAAAGAUGCAAAUUUGAAAAAUUAUGUCUCGGAGUACUUCAUUGUUGCCAAGUAUAAGACUGCCUAUGCAUUAGAAAUUGGAUCAUUACCUAACAAGGCCCAAUGGAUAAAAGUUGAUAUUGGAUACAAGGUAUUGCCUCCUAACCUCAGUCUAAGACCUCCAGAAAAGCCUAAAAAGGAGAGAAUUAGGAGUACAGAUGAGAAUACAUCGAAGAAGAUGCACAAAUGCCUAAGAAAAUGA
Molecule: messenger RNA, 489 nt
Organism: Phoenix dactylifera (date palm)
Lineage: Eukaryota; Viridiplantae; Streptophyta; Magnoliopsida; Arecales; Arecaceae
Source: RefSeq, a predicted model, not a curated record